This is a messenger RNA of Epinephelus lanceolatus (giant grouper), 3757 nucleotides long. Its product is annotated as para-nitrobenzyl esterase. Lineage: Eukaryota; Metazoa; Chordata; Actinopteri; Perciformes; Serranidae. The record is from RefSeq and is a predicted model, not a curated record.
GGAUAUGGACAUGCGCGCUCCGCUCAGUGGAGACAUAAAUGCGUCAACUUUAGUUAUGAGGAGUUGAUUCCUGCAUGUAUUGUGUGUUUACAGGACAUGAGUGAAGAUGAAUGAGGAUGCAUUUGAGGUCCCAGAGAGGACUGAGUACCGCUACCUGGUGCAGGAGGAGGACGAGGAGGAGGUGCAGUAUGUCCGUCACAGACACUACAUCAGCCCCCUCCUGGUGCUCUCCAGACGCUGUAUCUUCCUCAUCUGCCUUGGUGUGGUCGCUCUGCUCUCUCUCGCCACAUACCUGGGAUACGUCGCCCAGACGCUGCCACCGGGUAUUGCCCAGGUGUCGACGGACUGUGGAGAGUACAGAGGAAGACACAAAAAUGGAGCCUACUCCUUUAAGGGCAUACGCUAUGCUGCUCCACCUGUUGGUAAUCUGCGUUGGGCCCCUCCGGCUGAACCAGUGUGCAAUGGUGGGGUAACCAACGCAGGUCGCUUCGGCAACAUGUGCCCUCAGGUGCGGCUGAUGACAAGCACAGGGAAGGUGAUGGGCCAGGAGGACUGCCUCUUCAUCAACGUGUGGACACCAACGCUGCAGCCCGAAGCCAAGCUGCCCGUCAUGGUCUGGAUCCAUGGAGGAUACUUGCACAUGCUCAGUGGAGGAGAGCAGGGCUACUCACCCACAGAGAAGCUCGCCGCUGACACAGGAAUGGUAUACAUCAGCUUCAACUACAGACUCAACGCCUUCGGCUUCAUGGCACUGGAGAUACUGAGAGAAGGUUCUCCAAAAAACACUUCAGGGAACUAUGGCUUCAUGGACCAGAUUGCAGCUCUGAAGUGGGUCCAGAGGAACAUCCACGUGUUUGGAGGAGAUCCUGGGAAAGUCACUAUAAUUGGACAAAGCUCAGGUGGGACAUCAGUUUGGACCAUGAUGAUGUCUCCGCUGGCAAAGGGUCUCUUCCAUAUGGCGGUGGACAUGAGCGGCUCGUACAUCUACAAUGCGACACUUGAACAGGCUGAGUCUGACAACUUAGUUUUCCUACAGAAGACGGGCUGCAAAGACCUAACCUGCCUCAGACGUCUCCCUGUCAAACAGGUCCUACAGGCUAUCCCGUGGCAGGAGUACCCCUCCUGGGCAGCAGAUGAGAUGACAGACCUCCCUGUCAAAGGUCGCUUCAUCGGCCCGGUUGCGGUGGUGGAUGGAUAUGUUGUCGAAGCUCCACCUUUUGAGGUGUGGGAGAAGAAAGGAUACUACAAUGACGUUCCUUUUGUCAUUGGGACGACAGAGCAGGAGCCUGACUUCAGCCCUCCAUUUGCAAACAUCUCCAUGUGGACCUGGGGGGACUACGAGUGGUUUGUAACAGAUAAACUUCAGUCCUUCAAUGAGAGUCUCCCCAGAGAGGCAUUGGAACUGUAUCCGAGCACUGCCCCCUGCCCCACCACAGGCCGCUGUCCAGAGAGGGCCUACACCACCAUGGUGUCUGACCUCAGGGUCACCUGUCCAUUGAAUGACCUGGCCUGGCGGGCUGCAGCGGCCCUCCACAGUCCAGUGUAUCGAUAUGUGGUGACAUACACGCCAUCAGGACCGGUCAAUGUGUCCAACGACCUGCUGCCAUUUCCUAGCCGCUUCUCCUUCCACUGUUUGGACAGCAUAACUUUCUUUGGGGGGCUGGAGUCUAUCCUGGGGAAAUCUCUCUCUGAUAAAGACAAGAGCUUCCAGGAUCUCAUCACACAGCACCUUGUCAACUUUGCCAGAACAGGUAAGAUGGGGAAUGAGUGGCCAGAAUACCCAGCAGCCACUGCUCUCCUGUCCGACAGCCUGUCUGCAGUCCAAAACUACUCAGCAGAGCGAUGUCAGCUGUGGGAGAAGAACGGCCUAUACGCCUACGCCUGGAUGAAUUGACCACAGACUGAAGGCAGCGUUCAUCUGAGCACUCAGUUAUACACCGCUACAGUAGGCUUUAUUAAAAUCACUGCUUUGUUACAUUGAGGUGACUUCAUUUAGCCAGACAUGCCAUCUGACUUUUUUUGUUUUUUGUUAUGAAUGAUUAACAACAGCCAUAUAUGCAUAUAAAUAUCCCCAGAACUCCAUGGACUUCAAGAUUUAGUUCACCAAAAUGACAAAAUAAUGUCACUUAGCCUUUAGUGGAGCCAGGUUUUCAGAUAUCUGUCUUCACUAGAACCGCUUUCCAUUGAAGAAAAAUAAAACCUUAACUGUCCGUUUGGCUCCAUACCACCAGAGCAAAGUGAGAAAAUGUUUUAAUGCCUCUACACCAGUGAUAGCCAUAGCCAGAGGCAUUACGUUUUAGGGUUGUCUAUCUGUCCCAUUCUACGCCUUGAGGGGAAUUUUUUCAAAUUUGGCACCAACAUUUCCUUGGACUCAACGAUGAACUGAUAAGAUUUUGGUGGUAUAAAGUGAAGAUCACUGUGACCUUGUCUGUCUCAUUCUUGUUAACUGGAUAUUUCAACAACACCUUGAGGGAUUUUUUGUUUUUUUCAAAUAUGGCACAAAAGUUCACUUGGACUCAACAAGAACUAAUAAGAUUUUGAUGGUCGAAGGGCGAAGGUCAAGGUCACUGUGACCUUGUCUGUCUCAUUCUUGUGAGCACGAUAUCUCAAGAACACCUUAAGGGAAUUUCUUCAAAUUUGGCAGAAACAUUCACUUGACCUGAAGAAUAAACUGAUUAGAAUUUGGCGGUGGAAAGUUAAAGGUCAAUGUCAGUGUGACCUCACAAAACAUGUUUCUGGCCAUAACGCAAGAAUUCUCACACAAAUUAUGGUAAAACUUCACACAAAUGUGAACAUCUUUUAUCCAAAAGGUCAAAGGUCAACUUCACUGUGACAUCAUAAUGUUCUGCAUAAAAUACUUUGUUGGCCAUUCCUAACAUCAUAUCUCAGGAACAGAAGGGGAGACAUUUGGUCAGAUUUAGAAUUAGUGACAACUUGGGUGUCCACUUUGAAACUGUGCUGAUUGUAUAGAUCCUCUGUGCUGCCGGGGGGGAAGAUGUGCGUGAAGCAUUUGUGUUGUCACAGACAUGGAGGUAAACUGUAGGAGAGACUUGACAGGUGCGCAGAGGCACACAAGCACAGAGUGGUAAUUGUAGUUUGUUUUGUCAUUUGGGUGAACUGAGCCUUUAUUAAGCUGGAAGCCUGGUUGCACAGUGCUGAAGUAACAUCAAACUGGGAGUCAGGUGAGAGUGAAGGAGCUUGAAGGAAGCAUGUAGACCAAAGUGACUGACAGUGAACUGUACAGUCAAAGAUAAAAUGAUUCUGUGAUUGAAAGACUGAUAUAUAGCUAUGUUUAUGUCAGGUCAGUGUGAAGUGUGAGGAAAGUAACAGCUUCCUGCCAAGGAAAGCUGAAGUUGAUUUCUGAAGUCAGAGAAAUGAUUGAGGUAAGAAGGGAGUGUGAGAUAUGUAUGACUGUUUUUUAUUUUGUUUGAUUGUUUGUUUAGGUGAUUACCUUCGUGUUUUUAUAACCUGUGAAUAUGUCGUUGAGUCAUUUUGUUUUAUGAACUUGUGAAGUCCUGCUGUUUGAUUCAUAACCUCAAAGCUCAGCCACUAAGUCUUGGCACUUUUCUGUGAACACGUUUUAUUACAUUAAUAUUUGAUUGCAGUCACGACUGUGGUUGGUUGAACCAAGUAUAACUUUGUAUGGUUUGCAGACAGUAAUUAUACCAAACAUGUACUGCAGUAUCAUGCUCUGUUGUGUUGAUGCAGCAGUGACACUAUCACUCUUUAUAUGCUGAAUAAAUUGAUGCCACAUGAA